Anthonomus grandis grandis is the source of this 5101-nucleotide messenger RNA. RefSeq names its product protein tipE (gene Teh2). The transcript has a single exon. The record is from RefSeq and is a predicted model, not a curated record. NCBI's taxonomy places the organism in Eukaryota, Metazoa, Arthropoda, Insecta, Coleoptera, Curculionidae. Gene Ontology annotation, biological process: regulation of sodium ion transport. The coding region runs from base 1 to 654 and encodes 217 amino acids. Gene Ontology annotation, molecular function: sodium channel regulator activity.
AUGACCAGCAAGCCAUCUUUUACGCUUCUCAGCUUAGCCGAAACCGCAAAAUUUUAUACUUCACUAUGCCUGGGUACCACUGCCUUUGUAUCAGUAUUUGCAUUUCUCUUCCUCAUACCAUUCGUAGUAGACCCAUCUAUUACAAGUUUAAUGGCAGAUUAUGAUACUGAACCAGUGACGUGUGUAGCAACUAACCAUGUUUAUGCUGAAGGAAUAUCUAACUGUAGCUGGGCUUCAUGCCGAGAAGGUUGCACCAGAGAAGCAACUAGAUGCCAUCAAAUUCACGUCAAUUACUCCAGAGUACCCUUUCGUAAAUAUAAUAAAGACAAAAUUGUCCACUGGGAAGUGACUAACACGCGCUUUUUGAUUAAUACCGAAGGUUGUGGGUAUCCUCCUUCAGUAAAUUGCUCUCAAUUUGCUAAGCAGUAUGGAUAUAAUACGGCCGGUACUCCAUUUCCUUGUUAUUAUAGCAGAAUGUAUCCAGAAUUUGUAGUUUCUCGUUACUCUUGGGAUGACACGUUAAGAAACCUCGUGCUGUCUCUAGCAAUUCCUAACUUGCUUUUUAUCGCCUCUGUUGGGUUAUUAAGUUACUGGUAUUGUCCCGGCUGUGGGCGGUCAUGUCAAAAGUAUAUGCACCAUUUUCCUGAUAAGUAAGUUCCUGUAAAGGAAAAUGAUACAGCAUAGAUUAAAUUAAUGUUUUCUUAUGUACAAAAUUUUAAUGGUAGUUUAUUGCCAGUUAUGUUGUGGUUAAAAAUGAUUUAUUAAUAAUGGUUCUUUUAGCAUAGUAUCUAAGUAAAUUAUUAAGAACAAACAAACCUAAUAAUUAGAUUAUAAUACGAUCAUUUUUGCUAGAUAAUAUUAUCUAACAAACAUAAAAUUCGAAUAAUAAACAAAAAAUUAUAUUUAGAUAAAAUUUCCAUGGAUUGACAAGCUAUUGUAAAGCAAUCAUAAAUAAGCAUUUCCAUUAUCUUUAGAGAUAGGUCUAACUGUCUAAAAGCUUUAACUGAUAGAAAUUGUUUAAACUGUUUUCUGUAAUAAAUAAGUACGUGUAAAUAUUUUUUUUAAUCGGAAAAGUUAUUUUAUUUGGUGGACUCCAUGACAACUUUGCAACCAAAUUUAACCAAAAUGGCUAAAUUACAAAAUAAUAGAACGAAACUCAAAAAAUUUACAAAUAUAAUAACCGGACAUCUUAAAACUUAUGACAAAAACUAUGAGUGGUUAAUAACCAAUGUUAUGUUGGGCCGAUGCAUUCGAAAUCCGUGAUAAACUUAUGCGUGUUACUGAUGUAAAAGUUCCAUUCAUUACUCUAAGCAGGAAGACUGUUUGGCCACCCUAUAUACAGAGGUUUUCUUAUUAGUUAUGAUGUAAACUAUAUAAGUUGCUAAAGGCUAUUCUGAUCAAAAAAUUCAUAUUAUAAUAUGAAGUCCAAUUCCCCGCCGUCCUCGAAUAUUCAUGUUAUAAUUAUAGACAUUUAAAUAGAUUUAUAAAAUAGAAUUUUAAUUCUUACAUUUUAGGUACAUUUUUUCACUGUGUUGUCUUGAGAUACAAAUACAAUAUAUAUAGUAGAUUCUUUUAAAUUAUUCCUAACUUUUAGAAAUUAGUUCCCUGGGUUCUCCAAAUGAAAAAUCAAUAAUCCCACUACUUAAGGGAUUUUUGUAUUUAGGAUAUUUUGUAUGUGACAAAAACAGGAUUUUUUGUUAAAGUCAUCAAAAUAAUCAGUUCCAUCAGAAUGGAAUAUAACUUAUAAGUCAUCCUGUAUAUAAGUUUUAGGCACAGAUAUAGAAGAAAGUAACCUACCCAUAUGAAAAGCAUUUUUUGCUAAACUUUCCGAGUUUUGUCCAAGAGGUUUUAAUAGAGUUUAAUAAAACGUAGGAUACCUAGCGAGGGUAAAGUAGAGGAGACAAGUUUGUAGGUUUCUUGUACGGAGGCACGCAGUCAAAAAGUUUGCAAAAAGCAAUAAAAUAUUGGUCAUGUUUAAUUAGGAGUCCUGUAUUCCAUGAUCAAAACCACUAACAGUGACUCAUUAACUUAACUAGAAAGCAGUAGUAUAUAGAGACAUCAAAAUCUGUAGUCAAAUAUAAAUUUUCAUCAUAUUUAUUCUUUAUUCUUUCAUUCCUUCACCUCACAGCUAUUAUUUUAUUAUUUUUGUGAUUCAAAUCCUUCCUAUAGCACACAUGACUAAAGUAACUAUACUUUUUUACCUUACCAUCUUGAGAGGCACUUAAAAGAACCACAAAUAGAUGUUAGUGGUUCUUGGGUUUCUGUUUUUUUCAGAGAGGCAUAAUUAUACAUACAUACUAUAACCUCAACCCCUUAGCGGGGGCGGUAUUCACUUUUAUUUUUUUAAAUGGGAAGGGGUUUAUGUGAUACAUAAUUUGAAAGAACAUUAAAGUUUAUUUAAAAUAUCGCUUCGCUUUAUAAUUUUGAGCUACGAUUUGUCUGGAAAUAACAUGUAUUUUUAUUGUCCUCCUUAAACACAAAAUGAUACGGAUCCGAGGAUUUUUUAACUUUUAACGUUAAAAGCAGUAAGCCUUGCUGGAUUGUUUUCGAUGAGCAUAUUAAUUUGUUUCUUUACAGGCACUAUCACUUUUUGUUGGCCGUAUUUAAAGUAACUUUAUUCUGUAUUAUUUCAGACUUAUAUAUUCCUUUUAUUCAUGUAUUUUUGUGUAUAAAAUUAGUUUAGAUACAAGAAAAUCACAUGGUAGUAAAGUUGUUAAAUGUCCGUUAGAAAUUUCAUCACACGAUUAAUAUUUUAACUAAUAGGAAGUGAUAAGAAGAGGCAAAUGAUACAAUAAUUCCCAAAUCAAAGUCCCAAUUGAAGAGGCUAGUCUUACUUUCUUUCAAAUUAAUUUUUUUUAGGUCAUAAGAGAUGUUGUCCGCUAUAAUAAUAUAGUUUUAAAUGUUAUGUAAGUGAAGAAUGUAGCAUGUGCAACAGAUAAGGUUAAGAUCUUACAAGACUUUAGAAGAUAAGACUGGUGGAAAGACAAAAUCGAUGUAGUUUAUUUUUUAAUGUAAACAAUUCUAUUUGUUUAUUAGAUAUUAUUAGAUUUCUUUCUUCUUUAGUAGAAUACUUUGGAAAAAAUAUUGUUACUAAUUAUGCAAUAUGUUCUUUCUUAAAACUGAAACUAAUCGAAAGAUGUACCUUGUUCUAGCUUAUUAAAAGUAAAUGUUGUUGGUAUUAAAUCUAAAGGCAACCGAAUAAAGGAAAAGAAACUUGUAUAUAUCUCUUUACUUUAUCAAUACAAAAUAAAUAAAUAAAAUAAGCCUUGUUAGCUUUGCCACCAGCCAUUUGUUUAUUAACGUCACUAAUAAAUAUCAAUUUUGUAUUACUUUCAUCAUUAAAUAGUAUAGAAAAUAUUUAAUUAAGAAUAGUUUAAAACUUGGUUAAAAGUUAUUUUAUAUUAUGUUUAGGACCUUUAAUCGGCUAAAGAAACAAUCUUAUAGAGAAGGCCAUAUAAAGCUUAAGAAAAUAAUAUUAAUUUAUUUUUAUUAUUCUUAUAUUAUGGGUAAGAACCUGAAAAAAGUUACAUGUUAGAUUACUACACAUUUGUGUCGCAGGAUGAGCGAAUUUAUACGUAAAAAUUACAAAAAAUGUUGGGGUUGAAAUUUGACUGUUUGGCAUCCAGAUUAAACAAUAAAUUUUAGCAUAUUUUUAUUUUUUUUAAAUAAAGCAUGCCUUGAUACGAGCAUUUUUUUAAAUUUUAUGAGUAGGUAAAGUAGUAUGUCUAGGCAAGAUAUAAAAAAGUUUAUAAAAAAAAGUUAUUUAGAAUGCAAAAUUAUGCCCGAAUACCGAAUUUCAUAACCAUAUGCCUACUUUGAUUUUUACGUUUAAAUUAUUUAAUUAUUUAUUCUCCCUUUUUUAAAGGUUUAAAUAAAAACCAAAUAAAUAUUAAUAGUUAAAAUAGUGAAAAUUAUUGCCCUUGUUCUAAUUCUGUUUAGGAUCGGUACGAAUUUUUUGCUCGGGAAUGCAUACCCCUUAUUAUAUUGGGUUGUUUUUUGCUGCAUUUACGAGUUUUUGUCGAACACUUUAAAAUAUUAAAAUUCUCAGUUAAAUGAGGCAGCUGAAUGACCACUAUAAAACAUUGUCACUGUCAAAGUUUUGUACAAAAAACGUACUUAAAUCUUAUUGUAAAGUUAUCGGCGGUGCUGAACAUAAGCAAAUCUGAAUUACAAAGAACUUUUAGCAUUAUGAUGCCAACAAUAUUAAAGCAUUUAAACCAAGGUACUUUAAAACAUACUUUAGAAAAGGGGGAUGAAGCGCGCCGUUUAUUAUUUUCUUCUAGGUUAGGUGAUAACAUUUUACGGAUUUUCAUAAAAAAAUAAUAUUCUCGGACGAAUCUACUUUCAUUACAAAUGGUGUAAUUUCAUCCCGAAAUUGUCGAUUUUGGUCCAAUGAAACGCCAAAAUUUGUAAUCCAUGGCAAGAAGCAAUAUUUUCAACGUUAGGUGCGCCAUAUCGUACCAUUUAGGUAUUAUUGGACCAUACUUUAUUGAAGGAUCUCUUAAUCAAGAAACGUAUUUUCAGCGCACUCCACUAUUUGAGUAGCAGAAUGGUUGAAUAGAACUUUUCGAAAUCAAUGAAUUGGAAGACGCGGCCCAAUUGAGUGGCCGCGACGGUCACCUGAUUUAACCAUUUCUGAUUCCUAUUAUGGGGUCGGUUCAAGCAAAUUGUUUAUUCCGAGCCAUUACCAAAUGACAGGGAAUUAAAACAAAGAAAAUUAAAAAAAUAAUUAAAACAAAAAAUUACUAAAACAAAGAAUCAGAGAUGCUUGUAAUUCAAUUUCCAUUGAAGAAACUGGAAAUUCUUUUAAAAUGUUUAGGAAAGAUAUUGAAAAAUGUUUCGACAUUGAAUAAAUUUAAAAUAAAUAAUAAAAUGAAAUUUUCUUGUUAAAUUAGACGUACUAUGUAUAUUUUAUUACAAACAUAUUUUUAAGGAUGGUUUGUAACUCUUAGAUCAGUGAUGUAACUAUUAGAUAAAUAAAUUAGUUAGUUUUUCUCUAAUAAUUAAAUGUGAAUAAAAAAUUGUAUUGGUACACCAAAUGUAAAAAUCAAAGUAGGCCUAUGGUUAUGAAAUUUUUGGUACUCAGGCAUAAUUUUGCAUU